Messenger RNA from Phragmites australis (common reed), 915 nucleotides. Its product is annotated as probable phospholipid hydroperoxide glutathione peroxidase. NCBI's taxonomy places the organism in Eukaryota, Viridiplantae, Streptophyta, Magnoliopsida, Poales, Poaceae. The transcript has 6 exons. Gene Ontology annotation, molecular function: glutathione peroxidase activity. Gene Ontology annotation, biological process: response to oxidative stress. Bases 242 to 748 code for a protein of 168 amino acids. The record is from RefSeq and is a predicted model, not a curated record. Gene Ontology annotation, cellular component: cytosol.
GCGCAUGAGCGGCAGACACGGCGCCAACGACGACGAGCUCUCUCCGACCCUCCCACCGCGUGGGCCCCGCGCUGCGUUCACACUUCUGUCACAGCCCCUCCUUCCGCAGGCAUCCAACCAACCCCACCCCACCGCCCGUGGGCCUUGUCUACAGGCUACCGCUUCGCAGCCAUCUGCUCCGCCCCGACUCCGCUAGUUCGCCGCCGCCGCCGCCGCCGCCGCUCCGUCCGUUCGCUCCAGCAUGGCCGCCGCGUCGUCUGCCACCUCCGUCCACGAUUUCACCGUCAAAGAUGCAAGCGGGAAAGACGUAGACCUCAGCACCUACAGGGGCAAGGUUCUUCUCAUCGUCAACGUCGCUUCCCAGUGUGGCUUAACUAACUCCAACUACACCGAGCUGGCCCAGCUAUAUGAGAAGUACAAGGAUCAAGGCUUUGAGAUCCUGGCUUUCCCAUGCAACCAGUUUGGUGGGGAGGAGCCUGGCACCAAUGAGGAGAUUGUCCAGUUUGCUUGCACACGCUUCAAGGCCGAGUACCCCAUCUUUGACAAGGUUGAUGUCAAUGGUAACAAUGCUGCGCCCCUCUACAAGUACCUGAAAUCCAACAAAGGAGGCCUAUUCGGAGACAGCAUCAAGUGGAACUUCUCCAAGUUCUUGGUUGACAAGGAGGGUCAUGUCAUGGAUCGUUACGCUCCAACCACUUCCCCUCUGAGCAUUGAGAAGGAUAUCAAGAAGCUGCUUGGGAGCUCUUAAACCAUCUGGCUGGAACCUGUAGAAAUAUCAGCGCUAAAAACUAUAAUAAAGUUGUGUUAAUAAAUAGUGCUCCGUAUUUCAGAUGUUGCAGUACUUGGCUACAUGUGGCUUGCAUGUACUCUGUACACGCCUUUGAAUGAAUUCCCAUACUUUAUCAGUUCACUAUA